GUUUGAAGUAAAGUAAUUAAAUACUCAAUAUUUUUGUUGCAGGUCAAAAAAAAGAUCACUCAUUUUAUCUGUUAAGCAGACAUUAUUAUAAACUUCAUUUUUCAACCAGUCGUACGAAAAUGUCAGGUGGUGAAGGAUCUUUAUUUGAUCAUGGAAACUGUGAAGAUCAAUUACAUUCUACGAUGAUCAGGUCACAAAAUGAUAUGGAGUUUGUAAACGAUUUUCGACAAAUCCUGAUCCUGGAAAAUCUGCUUCCUCCUAUGCAUGAUGAUAAUCUCAAAUUACUAAGAUUUCUUAAAGCUAGAAAGUCUGAUAUAGACAAGGCAAAGCUCAUGUGGACAAAUAUGCUUCAAUGGAGAAGAGAUUUUGGAACUGACAGUAUUAUCAAGGAUUUCAACUUCCAUGAAAGAGAUGAAGUUCUACAAAACUACCCUCAGGGUUAUCAUGGCACAGAUAAGGAAGGAAGACCAGUUUAUAUUGAAAGAUUGGGACUAAUGAACGUUGACAAACUUUUGGAAGUAACUACUCUGGAUCGUUAUGUUAAAUAUCAUGUCCAAGAAUUCGAGAAGUCUAUUGCCUUCCGGUUUCUUGCUUGCUCUGUAGCUGCAAAAAGACAUAUUGAUAGAGGUGUUACCAUCUUGGAUGUUGAAGGAGUGAGUUUGAGGAACUUCACGAAACCUGUACGAGAAGUCAUUUUGCAGCUGCAGAAGAUUGAUAAUGACUAUUAUCCUGAAACACUUGGUGAAAUGUUUGUUAUAAACGCUGGACCAGGAUUUAGGCUACUCUGGCAUAUACUCAAGCCUUUUCUAGACCCUGAAACGACGUCUAAGAUUCAUAUUCUUGGCAACAAUUAUCAAGGCAAACUGCUUGAAAUCAUUGAUGAAUGUGAGCUGCCAGAUUUUCUAGGUGGUAGGUGUACAUGUGAAAAUAAUGGUGGUUGUUUAAGGUCAGAUAAAGGGCCAUGGAGAACCCUCAAGGAGAUAUCAAUGGUGAAUAUGGAUUUUAUGUUACGUUUCUAGUAGUAUGUUAACAACCAUUGCUA
Messenger RNA from Solanum verrucosum, 1042 nucleotides. Its product is annotated as phosphatidylinositol/phosphatidylcholine transfer protein SFH4-like. The transcript has 8 exons. The record is from RefSeq and is a predicted model, not a curated record. Bases 120 to 1019 code for a protein of 299 amino acids. NCBI's taxonomy places the organism in Eukaryota, Viridiplantae, Streptophyta, Magnoliopsida, Solanales, Solanaceae.